GCUAAACCUAUCAACUUAGGUGGUACAACGAACUACAACUGUAAAAAUUCGAAUGUUGAUGUUGAGUAUCUUCUUCUACACAACUUUUCUUAGUUCUACACUUCUGCCACAGCUUCUACGGUGACACCUCUCUUCUUGGAGUUAGCAGAAGUGCGACUACGCACCAGCAAGCACGAUCAAAAUGUCGUCCUCCGCCUCCAUGAUGCUGUCGAAGAUCAAGACCGAGUCGGAGUCUCGACUAUCGGAGCAGAAGAAAGUGUCGGAACGGAAGAAAGCUAUCUUAGUUUUCAUCCAACGGCAUCUGCAGGAUGCGGGCUAUCUCAAUGCGGCAACUGCGGUCAGUCGCGACACGAAUCUAUCACUCGACAGUAUCAACACUGCAGACAAUGUCGAUUUGCCGAUUAUUUUCAGCGAAUUCGAACAGUUUUACGAGAUGAAAUAUGGAAAAAAACCGAAAUUCUUAGCACACGGCGCUCAUGCAGGAUUAAGGUCAGCUUUUAAUAUCCAUUUUUCUCAGCAUCUCGACACCUUUUCCCCUUGUUUUUCGUGGGAAAGGGGUGGAGAUGAGGGGACCGAGAUAGGUAAAGGGGGCUGACUCUAAGAGGAGGAGCUGCCGCGUCAAAUAGUUCGAUUUUGAACAGUGCAGGAGUGCCAGUGGUUAUGGAGGCCGCUCCUACUUGUUCUUUCUCAUUCUCUAGUGAGUAGCUCCUCGUCCGGAUUAUAUCAUAAGUACAUAACUAAGUAGUUCUUGGGUCGUAGGCUGUCUCUACUGUCUCGGUUUCCACUGGUGUGAUCAGUUGCAGACUGAUACCUUACGGUCGUCACGAAAGACAAACAUGACAUCUUCUUCUUGACGAGCAUCAAGACCACUGAGAGCAUUCUAGCAAAAAUGCAGUAAGUGUAAUUAACCAGAACUUGUUGUAGGCAGCUCUAAAUCAUCUUCUGGGAAAGGAGCGUUAGGAGGACCACCUGACGGUGGAGGACCGCGUCGACUCUCCACUCGCGCUGUAAAAAAUCCUACUGGAGGAGGCAGUACGCAGCCGCCUCAAGCGCCAGGAAGUCAGGUGUCAGCUGCAAAUCACGUGCCAAAUGACCCAGCGACGUCAAGCACCUCUGGCGGAACGCCUUCAGCUCAGAGUGGUGGAGAUCAGACGGAGAGUGCUUCAACGGAUCCGCCCAAUUUAAAUGUGGUAGGCCAGCGAGCGGGUGCAGGUGGAGCUACCAGUCUAUGAAAGAAUAACUACAGUCUCCUGCUUUAUCGAACAUUCCAGUCAACCAGAACAUCAAGCAUAACUAGAAUAGAAAAACUUCUUCUUGUCCAGAACCAGGACGAAGGUGGGAGCAAAAGGCUCCAACUUUAAUUUCUUGGUACUAGCUGCUUUAAAAAUGAUCUGCGGGCGACCAUUUCGUGAACCGAGUACGAAAACCGAUGCCUCUAGAGUACUCAUACAACAGCGAAUUGCGCGAGCUCGCAACAUUGAUAGAUUAUGGCUCCUAGCUGUACUAAAUCGCUAUCUCCUAUAUAAAGAGCACGAUACCUAUUUUUUCAAAGAUAUACAACUAGAAGAGCUCAGGUUCAGCUCACAGAAAAGACCACGACUGCUCAGCUGUCAAGCUGUCAAGGAUAUAUUUUUAUCUUGAUGGUGAUCGACUAGUACCUCUUGAAGAACGACGGGAACGGACGGUACAGGCUUACCCUGUGGACGGUAAAUCAGAUCCUACCUUAUCUACUUGCUCUAAGUCUCGCGUGACAUAUGCGUCCGAAAUCCUGGGGUUAGCUGGCGGGAUAUUAUUGGGCUGGAGCGUCCCAAACAGUUGGUCUCUGAAGCGGUUUUGUUUCCGAUGAAAUAUCCAAGCCUUUUUCGCGGGAUUCUCACGCCGUGGCGAGGAAUUUUACUUUUAUGUUGAUGUUGACCAACGUUUUAUUGUGAGGACCGACCAAAAGGACAAGUCAUUGCGACUAAUAAAUUGACAAGCUACUGUUCGUUCUAUUAUUGCACCAUAAGCAUAUAAUCUUGUGUGCCUUAGAAAUUCCAAAGUAUGAAAAAUCAACUCCUCGUCGUGACUUCGCAGCCAUCUUCAUACUGAUUCGGUCCUCCCGGUACCGGGAAAACGAUGGUGGCGAAGGCUGUUGCGACUGAAUGUUGCGUGACGUUUUUCAAUAUUUCAGCGAGCACGAUCGUCAGCAAGUGGCGCGGUGAAAGUGAGAAACUGAUUCGCGUUUUGUUUGACUUAGCCAAACAUCACGCACCAAGCACUAUCUUUAAGGGACCUAUUUUUUCUCGUCCGGUGUCGACGUUUGAUAUUUUACAGACUGUUGCACUUCUAGCAAAAACGGUUUUGAGUUUGAGCUUCAUAUUUAGAAGAAAAACAGAGGACAUCAAGAACAUCCAGAAUAUCCAUCAUUGUAUGCUUACAACUACCUGUACCUAAACCUACUCUAAAGUUAUCAUCGAUGAGCUGGAUUCAGUGAUGGGUGCCCGUGGGGGUGGAGACGAGCAUGAGGGGAGUCGACGGUUGAAGACUGAGAUCCUGAUCCAGAUGGAUGGGCUCAAUUCUGCAACGAGCAGUAACACUACAUCGACGGCUGUUGCAACAGGUGGAGGAGAAAAGGGGGCAGAGGAAGAACCUCCACAGGUACUGCUUGUUAGGGUGCCACGACAUAGACAUUACAUGAUCACUUUUAUUUAGAGGGUUUAUUUUUGGAACUACAACGUAUUUAAAAGUUCUUUUUCAUUUAGAUCUCCAACAAAGAAAGCAUCUGUUUCACUUAACUUGUUUCUUCUACGAUUUAGUACCUUAAUUACAAGAAAUUCAAUCUUGUUCUACUUGAAGGAAUUCGAAACCUCGCAAAACGACUACAGACAAACCUCUAACAAACAAAACAGGUCUACUUUCUCCUAGCUCCUCAAACAUAACAGGUCUUUCUCCUAGCGGCGUCCAACCUUCCUUGGGAUUUGGAUGCCGCAAUGUUGCGUCGUUUGGAGAAGCGUAUUUUGAUCCCCUUGCCCAACGCAGCUGCUCGCGAGAGCUUGAUCCGUAAAAACCUCGCUGGACGGGUCAAAUGGAUUGAACAAGGAGGUAAGAGGGCAGGAGAGAAGGAUGGAGUCGGAGAAGGACAUGAAAGUAGGCACGAAAGUCAAUCAUAUGAUGAAGGGAAUCCGAAAACCAAUACAGUUAAGGCUACCGCUAUUAAACCUAAACGACCUAAGCCUCAGCACCGUCCCUAGGUCGUUUCGUCCUUCCAGGGAUGCAAACACGUGGUAGCUCUAAUGCGCCCACUUCUUCUACAACUUCUACUACUACACUUCUUAGGAUAGGAACACGUGGUAGCUCUAAUGCAGCCACUUCUUCUACAACUUCUACUACUACACUUCUUAGGAUAGGAACACGUGGUACUGGUAGCUCUAAUGCAGCCACUUCUACAACAAGCGCUGGAGUUGGAGAAGAUUUGCUGGAUCCCGUAGGUCUUUCCCGGAUUCUCGAAGGGUGGUCUGGCGCAGACAUUCGACUGUUGUGCAAGGAAAUCGCUAUGCAUCCUUUGCGGAGGACUCUAGCCCGACUGGAGAGCAGCUCUUCCGCUUCAUCCAGCACUGUAGCUGCAGGAUCCGGCGCUGCGGCGGUCAAGCGAGGAGGAUCUUCUAAUAAAGAGAUGAAUAGUAAGAUGGAUGUUCAGAAUGCUAUGAAUGCCGCACAAAUGGACGAGCUAGUCGUGCCGCAGGAUAUCGCGCAAGCGCUCGCGCGAGUGAGAGCAGCGCCACUCUCUUGCGAUCUCGACAAAUACGAAGAGUGGAAUCGCGCAUUUGGAUCAACGUGAGGGCGCCAUGUUUAGCUCUUCAUGCGGUGACUGGACGCUGGCCGGAUGUAGUGGUCAUGAAUUAGGUGUAACAACAAGCAUUGAAUUCAUCACUAUCGUGUGAGGAAGAACUUGAUAUUCAACAACAAGUCUUCACUAGACAAAAGGAAAUGCAAAAGUCCGCCUCUUUGCGACUCAGAAAUACCUGUUCGUCUUUUUGUGC
This is a messenger RNA of Amoebophrya sp. A25, 4019 nucleotides long. The record is from the annotation of a GenBank genome assembly. Lineage: Eukaryota; Dinophyceae; Syndiniales; Amoebophryaceae.